This is a messenger RNA of Vidua chalybeata, 1850 nucleotides long. It is a transcript of the gene MRPL15, whose product is annotated as mitochondrial ribosomal protein L15. Gene Ontology annotation, molecular function: structural constituent of ribosome. The transcript has 6 exons. Gene Ontology annotation, cellular component: mitochondrial large ribosomal subunit. Gene Ontology annotation, biological process: translation. Bases 41 to 925 code for a protein of 294 amino acids. The record is from RefSeq and is a predicted model, not a curated record. Lineage: Eukaryota; Metazoa; Chordata; Aves; Passeriformes; Viduidae.
CGGGCGCGAUCCCCGCGGGCGCCCUUGGGAGGGAGCGGCCAUGAGCGGGAGCGGCGCGCACCGGGCCCUGGAGCUGCUGCGCUCGCUGCCCAGGGUCAGCCUGGCCAACUUAAGGCCUAACCCCGGCUCCAAAAAGCGGGAAAGGAGACGUGGCCGUGGAAGGUACGGAGGUAGGAAGUGUGGCCGGGGUCACAAGGGAGAAAGACAAAGAGGGAAUCGCCCCCGACUGGGCUUUGAGGGUGGCCAAACUCCAUUUUACUUGGCCAUUCCAAAAUACGGAUUUAACGAGGGACAUAGCCUCAGACGUCAGUACCAACCUCUGAGUCUUCAGAGGCUGCAGUACCUGAUUGAUUUGGGCAGAGUUGACCCCACGCAGCCGAUUGAUUUAACUCAGCUCACUAAUGCCAGAGGUGUGACAGUGCAGCCUCUCAAGAGGGAUUAUGGUAUCCAGCUGGUGGAGGAGGGUGCUGAUAUUUUUGCAGCAAAAGUAAAUAUUGAAGUGCAGAGGGCAUCUGAAUUAGCAAUUGCAGCCAUAGAAAAGAAUGGAGGUGUAGUAACAACAUCGUUCUAUGACCCAAGGAGCUUGGAAAUUUUAUGCAAGCCAGUGGUAUUUUUCCUGCGUGGCAAACCUAUCCCAAAGCGAAUGCUCCCACCUGAAGAUCUCGUCCGUUACUACACAGAUCCCAGGAAUCGGGGCUACCUGGCAGAUCCAUCUAAGGUUGCAGAAGCCAGGCUGGAACUUGCCAAGAAAUAUGGCUAUGUCUUACCAGACAUAACUAAGGAUGAACUCUUUAAGAUGUUAAGUGCACGCAAGGAUCCUAGACAGAUAUUUUUUGGUCUUGCUCCAGGGUGGAUCGUAAACCUGGCAGACAAGAAAAUUCUAAAACCAACUGAUGAGAGUCUGUUGAAGUACUACAGCUCAUGAAUUCGGGACUGGCCACAAUUGCAGGUGCACAGGAAACAUCUGGACAAUAAAAUGAAGCUGAUGAAUUUUUGUUGGUGUUGGUCAACCAGCCCAGAUUUUUCCUUCACUCAACAACCUACCUUAUCAAUUAAUAUGAUCGUCUGUAAUCACAGCACAAAAUAAAAUAAGUCUUCUCAUUCUGAUUAAAUAGUCUGAAAUCAAGAGAUUAAGAAUAGAAAGUCACUUAAUUUUGAUAACUUACUCUUCAAUUUCUAUUGUUCCUUGUUAAUGUGUGUCAAAUGCUAUCUGUAAUGGUCAUUCCCCUGACUUUGGGUUUAAGUAUAGGUGAAACGUAGCAAAACAACAGCAAUAUAAAAGUGGACUAUGAAUAGCAGGAAUUUUGUUUUAGUGGCAUUAGCAUUCAUUUUAUAAGCUGCCCAACACUUUUUUGGCACGUUAAGAAUAAUACUGUGUGCCAAAAAAAGUACAGUUGGUGUUAACUUGAAUGUGAAGUAAAUAACUUUCUCACUUUAGAUGUAUCCUGUUCUGCAUCCUGAUGAUUGUUGGUUUGGAACCUUAAAUGACAAGCAGUACUUUUUUCUUUUUUUUUUUUUUUUUCAAGUUUUUGUUAUUACAAUAACAAUAUUACUAUUGCCUCCAUUUGGGAAGGAGUUGGAGAGGGGGAAGAGUAUUUAUUGCCUUCCCUUAUUUGUGCCAUAAUGUUUCUGUUUUUAUGAAUCAAUUCACAAUUGUAUUUUGUGGAGGUGGUGGUACUCAACAGGAAAGCUAGUUAACUGGAAGUGAAGAAGGAAGUUAGUCAUAUUAGUGAAGACCAAAAGACAAAAGUGUUUAUGUAUCAUUGUGUAUUUUGGGGAGGAGAAGACGGGGGAAAGGCAAGUUUGUUUCCAUUUCUGCUCUUUGUAUUAAAAUGAACAAAUUGCUCUCA